CUUCGAUGAAGAAGAAAAAUUACUUUUUGCAAUUUUUUAACUGUGUGAACAUUUCAUUUGUUGUAUCGUGUAUGAUCUCAAACGUAGUGGUAGUGUAAAGUGCUUAGAAUCGCACAGAACUAAAUAAAUCUCUUUUGUAAUUCCCAUUUCUAUGCUGAUAUUGAGGACUGCCAAUAUCACUUUUCUGUCUACUUCUAAUCAUUACUGUAAUUUUAUAUACGAUAGGCUUUACCAUUAUUUACAUAAUUUUAUGUUACCAAGAAUAUCGAUGGUUCGCGUGGAAUAAACAAAAAAUUAUCAUGUUAAUUCAGUUUCAUUGUAUGAUACUUGUAGGACAAGGUAAUUUCUUAAGAGAGUGUAGGAUGCGAUUGCAAGAAUCGAUUAACUCGAAAUAAUGUACGUUGUUUUUUAAAAUUUCCUUAUUAUUAAUGUUAAAAGUUAUGACCAUAAAUGUUUUAGCACUUAAAUUAAAGAUUUUUCAAAAAGUGUAGUUAAUCGAUUUGCGCAAUGAACGGCUCAAGUAUUGCUGUGGAAUCUGUGAUUAAUUGGUAGUGUAUAUCAAAUAUGUACCGAAAUGUUCGUUUAAUUACAUCUUUUUAGGAUACCAAAUCGUCACUAUGCAAUCAACAAUAUCCACUUAUUCUCCUUUCGUAUAACAAUUACAUAACUAACCACCAAAAACAUACAGUAACAUACCUAUAAGCGAGAUCUCGAAUGGCACAGAACCACAAGACAGCGAUACCGAUGAUAGAUGUCGAAGAUCGCAGAAACGACACAGAACUCAGCGCAACCGCUUUUUAUAGAAUGUAACGGAUCUCUUAGUUUGGACCAGGAUGAAGUGCCAAUGCAGAUCAAGGACCCCCCGACUUCCGACGAGGAAGAAAACCGUGGUAUGAUGGAUAGCGUGGACUUUGACGACGACAUCAAGCAAUCGAUGGAAAAUGACGAUUUUCACUCAGGUGAAGCGAACUAUCGUUCAUUGUCAGACGCUAAGGAUGAUUCGUCAUUGUGCUUUGUUAAUAGUGAUUCGUUGAAAACUGAAGUUAGCGAUAGCUCCACCUUAGACAUAGUUAAAGAAGAACCAUGUUCAGAAGAUCCAGUGAAGACAGUUUUGGUUCCUGUCAGAGACCCAGUGACUAAAGAAAUUAAGAACACGUACGUACCAGUUGAAGUGAAGGACGAGAGUGGUUUGAACAUUAUCAAAAGUAUCCUCAUACCGAUCAAGGACAAGGAUGGGUCGGUGUCCUACGAGAUCAAGAAAGUUAUAGUGCCAAUUAAACCGGAGCUCAGCUUGCCGAAAAAAAAUAAGAAGCAGUCGUCGACCAAACAGAAGUCGGCGAAGGUUAAGAAAGUUCGUGAAAAGAAACCAAAGCAAAAGGAAGGUAAGGUCAUCGAGAAGAAGAAAGCAAAACCUCGGGCAGAUCUUAAGAAUAAAGAGCGAAAGAAUGAAAACAAAGAGAAAGAAGCUUUGGAAGAAAUCCCAGCAACUAAUGCAUCGAUAGAGGAAGUGGAUAACAUUCUCGAAAACCUCCGUACGGUUUGCCCAGUCUGCCAGAAGACAUUCAAAAACGAGAAACAGAUGGGCAAGCACAUUUUCAGGGACCAUAGGAAACCGUUCCGUUGUAAAAGGUGUUACGAAAGCUACGUUUCGCAGGAUGCUCUUCAGGAACACCUUAAAACUCACGAAAAGGAUACCUACGUCGAGUGUCCAUUUUGUCACCAGAAGUACAAACGUAUGUCUGGGCUGAGAGCUCAUCAGAUACGCGUGCACAGUAGCGUGGACCCGAAGACAGUGCGGGAGCAUAACAAGGAGAUCUUCAUGGCUCCAGAUCCAGAGGGGCACAAGCCUCAUCCUCUAUGGAUGAAGACCUACCCCUGCCAGUACUGUGAGAACGUUUAUCCACAGAAAUCUUACCUAGUAGCUCACAAGAGGAUCGCGCAUGGGAUACAGAAGAGAGAACCGAAGACGUUCCAUUGCAACGUUUGCAACAAAAAGUUCGCCAGUGAGAGCAAUCUUCAAAGUCAUGCUAGUAUACACUCACAGAGUUAUCUCUGCGCUCAUUGCGGCAAAUCGCUCGCCAAUAAGUAUUCUCUGCAGCUGCACACGCGAAAGCACACGGGCGAACGUCCUUACCAGUGCAAGCUCUGCUCCAAGUCCUUCGCCUCAUCGGUUUCGCUCAGGGUGCACAGGGUCACUCACACGGGAGAAAGGCCGUACGAGUGCGACAUUUGUAGACGCAGGUUCACCCAACGCAGCAGCAUGAUGGCCCAUCGUCGCAAACAUCCUGGAAAUCACCCACCUCCUCCUCCUCUGAUUCUUCGCAGUCGCAAGAAUAAGGGGGAUUGAGUUUCUCAGGGGUCAGAUACAUUUUCGGUGACUUUUCUGUGGCCAAGUGACGUGUUUAGCUGUUCCGUGAAUCGUGAGAGGUGACGGGAAGUCGUGGUUUAGAGAGGCUGUUGUAUGAUUGUUAACACUGAAACUUCCUAAGUCGUGUUUAUUAUAUACAGUCAGUCCCAUAUGUAUUCGUACCGUCUAUAUUUAUUUAAGAAAUUUGUCUAAUUUUAAGGAGUGCUUCAUGUUUCCAAAUAAAUUUGUAAUUGUAAAUAUAUACAUGUGUGAAGUUUAUUCAUGUGCAUAUUUAUAAUAAAGAGUUGAUUCGGAAAUAUAUGAAGCAUGUCAUUUAAAUUAGACAAAUUCUUUUUAAUCGACAUAGAGUGUACGAAUACUGGGACUGACUGUAUACAACUGUAUGUUUGUAAUUAGAGGGAGAACAGAAUAUAUUUUUAAUGAUAUAUUAUGUAUUAAAUAUAUUUAUCGAUAAAAUUUAUUCUAUAUUAGUUGUCCCUCAAAAUUAGAGGAAAAUUGUUGUUUGAUAAAUGAAUGAUUUUAAGAAAAAGUUUGAAAGUGACUCGCUUGGCAGGUUUAGUGUUGUAAUUCUGGUGUUAAGUUUCCUUUCACUGGGUUGUUUGAAGUAUCGAUGAUUGUGGGCCACGAUGACUAGACUGCGAAUAUUUAUGCAUAAAUAUAUGAAAUAUAGAAAAUAAAAUACACGUUACAUGCAGAAGACAAUUUUGUUCUUCAUCUGUGCAUAUGAAUUCGCAUAAACAUCCACAGUCUAGCGACUUGUUUCUAUAUUUCUCCAUUUCGUCAUUGCUACGUACAUCGUUUGUGUAUAAACUUUUAUCGUCAUCAUUUACCGUAGUUAGUAUUUAGAAUACUUAUUUCUUGAACAUUUUAUCCUAUUUUCAUUUAUGAAAGUGAUUUUAUAAAACAAUUGCUCUGUAUUUAGAAAUAUUUGAUCGCGAAACUGAGCCUACGUAUUGCCUAUUAUUUAAUGUGGAGAGGUAAACAAAAAAUUGUAAUUGAAAUUGCAUUUCGAAGUGAAUAUGUACAAAAUACGUUGAAACUAUUCAAUGAACAACUAAUAGGAAACCGCUAAAUUGUUAAUCCUCCUCUAUGACUUUCACAUCGAUCAAAGGAGAAUGUAAACGAGUUAGUCCAUUAUCGAAAUCUAGAAGCAGUAACACUUAUCCGUGUAAGUAGUAUUAACUAUAAAUUUAUAUUAACUUUUAUGAUGAAAUCACUUUAGUUCAAUGUUCGACAGAUCGUUUGUACAGAGUUCCACGUUCCUUUAAUUAAAUCCUUUUCAGAAAUUGUACAGUGCUCGCUACGUAACUUGUAAUCCCUACCCUAAACGUCCCCUCUCCCUUCUGUGCCAUACCAUGUAACGAAGCACUAAAAUCGAACACAAAAAUAAACAAAAUUUCGAAUAGUACAGAGUCCUACGUACAAACAUCCCAAAAAUCGAUGCCUUUCUUCGAAGCAUUUGUGUUUCAUCGUUUUCUGUUUACAUCUUUAGCGUGUCGAUACUUUCCUGCGACUAAUCGAACCAAUGGGUG
Molecule: messenger RNA, 3900 nt
Organism: Hylaeus anthracinus
Lineage: Eukaryota; Metazoa; Arthropoda; Insecta; Hymenoptera; Colletidae
Product: zinc finger protein 2-like
Exons: 2
Coding region: 752-2347 (531 amino acids)
Biological process (GO): regulation of transcription by RNA polymerase II
Cellular component (GO): nucleus
Molecular function (GO): RNA polymerase II transcription regulatory region sequence-specific DNA binding; DNA-binding transcription factor activity, RNA polymerase II-specific
Source: RefSeq, a predicted model, not a curated record